This is a messenger RNA of Daucus carota subsp. sativus, 1250 nucleotides long. Its product is annotated as tetraspanin-2. NCBI's taxonomy places the organism in Eukaryota, Viridiplantae, Streptophyta, Magnoliopsida, Apiales, Apiaceae. Gene Ontology annotation, biological process: auxin-activated signaling pathway. Gene Ontology annotation, cellular component: plasma membrane; plasmodesma. The record is from RefSeq and is a predicted model, not a curated record. The coding region runs from base 144 to 953 and encodes 269 amino acids. The transcript is spliced from 2 exons.
CAGGGAAACUAACUUACAAAUGUGUGGAAAAAGUACGAAACUCUCCACACAAAGUUAAAACUCGAACCAUCAUCUCAUCUCCUCAUCAACCAAACCACCUUUCAGUUUCACACCACCCCUGUCCCAAACUCACCACCUCCACCAUGGCAGUAAGCAACAACCUCAUAGCAAUCCUCAACUUCAUAGCCCUCAUGUGUUCGAUCCCCAUAAUCUCAGCUGGGAUCUGGCUAGCCUCAAACCACGACAACCAGUGCAUCAACUGGCUUCGCUUCCCUCUCAUUUUCAUUGGCAUCAUCUUUUUCCUCGUCACCUUGUCUGGCUUUGUCGGUGCUUACUGGAAUAAACAGGGCUUACUUGCUUUCUUCCUGUUUUCGAUGGCGUUUCUCAUUGUUGUUCUCAUUAUUCUCCUUGUUCUUGCCUUUGUGGCUGCGAGGCCUUCGGGGGCUUAUGAUGUGCAGGGCCGGGGGUACAGGGAUUACCGGCUUUCGGGGUAUUCGGAUUGGCUGAGGAACCAUGUUACUAAUUCUGAUAAUUGGGGGAGUAUAAGGGAUUGUAUUUUUGAUUCUAAAGUUUGUCCCAAGUUGAGUCAGAAGUAUGCUUCUGCUGACCAAUUUUAUGCUGCUCGUCUUUCUCCUAUUCAGUCAGGAUGUUGCAAGCCUCCAAGUGUCUGCGGAUUCCAGUAUGUGAACCCUGUAACGUGGGUGAACCCGAUGAACCCAGUUUCUGAUCCAGAUUGCGCUAUCUGGAACAAUGAACCAAACCAGUUGUGUUACAAUUGUGAUUCUUGUAAAGCUGGGCUACUCGGAAAUGUAAGAAAGGAGUGGAAAAAGGCCAAUGUUAUAGUGAUAAUUGCGGUGGUGGUUCUGAUAUGGGUUUACCUAAUAGCCUGUUGCGCGUACAAGAAUGCACAAACUGAAGAUCUUUUCAGCCGGUACAAACAAGGCUGGACAUAGAUUGAUUCCCAAAUCCCAAACACACAACGCGAAAAUAUGAUCUUGGGCGUGUUUGGUUCAUGGUUAAUGAGACGGUUAACGAAAUCGGAACCUCGUAGCCAUCUGGUGGUGUUUGGUUCUUGCUUUAGGCCAGCUUCUUUGUUACUAAUGUGCAUACUUUACUACUUUUUGAUCUAGAUUAAAUGGCAAAAAAUCCAAGACUAGCUGCAGCUUUACUCUUUUUUUUCGGUUAUAUUCGAUAUUCGUUGUGCAGUUUAUAUGAAGAUAAUGCAUAUAGUUUCCUUUCUCACCUUUCAA